This is a messenger RNA of Benincasa hispida (wax gourd), 2190 nucleotides long. RefSeq names its product GA requiring 3 (gene GA3). Gene Ontology annotation, molecular function: ent-kaurene oxidase activity; oxidoreductase activity, acting on paired donors, with incorporation or reduction of molecular oxygen, NAD(P)H as one donor, and incorporation of one atom of oxygen; heme binding. Gene Ontology annotation, biological process: gibberellin biosynthetic process. Lineage: Eukaryota; Viridiplantae; Streptophyta; Magnoliopsida; Cucurbitales; Cucurbitaceae. The record is from RefSeq and is a predicted model, not a curated record. Gene Ontology annotation, cellular component: chloroplast outer membrane; endoplasmic reticulum.
AUGAACUCUAAUCUCGCAUGACGAAUGGACAUCUAUGGGAAGAGAUAAAGUGAAGUUUGACCAUUUUAAAAAUGGAUGACAGAGUGCCAAACAUUACUGAAAAUUCAGAAAUUCGAGGGAUGUCCAGAUUCCCUGUUUGUGAUCUUAGUUCAUGGACAUAUUUCAACUUCCAAAAUGAUGAACAUCAUCACUUUCCAUUGCCAAAUCAAAAAAGGAAUCACACUGAAAACCACUAACCAACAAAAACUAAGAAACGGAACCCAAAAUUUCGAUUUUUGAAACGGUUUUUUUUUUGUUAAUUUUUCUCUCAAAUGCAAAAACAAUUAAGAAUCAUAGAGUUCGUUUCUGCUUGGCGUAUUCGCUGGGCUUUCUUUGCAUGUCCUACACAAAUGCCAUGACCUCAGAGUUUGAAAAUGGCGGUUGUUACUGAUCCUCUUACUUCCAUGCAGCUUCUUGCCAAUACCCUUCAGGCUCCGCCGUAUGCGGCAGCCGCCGUUCUGGGUGGUGUCUCUUUGGUGCUUUCGGUGUUUCUCGUUGCUGAUUGUAGAAAGAAACGUCGGAAUUUUCUCCCUCCGGUGCCGGCGAUUCCGGGUGUGCCGGUGUUGGGAAAUUUGUUGCAGUUGAAGGAGAAGAAGCCUCACAUGACGUUUGCUCGGUGGGCGGAGAAGUACGGUCCGGUUUAUUCCAUAAGAACCGGCGCUUCCACUGUGAUUGUUCUCAACACCGCCGAGGUUGCCAAAGAGGCUAUGGUGACGAGAUACGCUUCAAUUUCAAGUAGAAAGCUAAGCAAAGCUCUCACAAUCUUGACUGCUGAUAAAUGCAUGGUUGCUAUGAGUGAUUACAAUGACUUUCACAAGAUGGUGAAGAGAUACAUAUUGGCGAAUAUGUUGGGGGCUAAUGCUCAGAAGAAACACAGACAAAGGAGAGACACCAUGAUAGAGAAUAUUUCUAGGGAGUUGUUUGCUCAUGUGAAGGAGUUUCCAUCAGAAUCUGUUAAUUUCCGGAAGAUCUUCGAAUCAGAACUCUUUCGACUGGCGCUUAAAGAAACACUUGGGAAGGAUAUUGAGUCCAUAUAUGUCGAUGGGCUCGGUACGACGUUGCCGAGGGAAGAUCUGUUCAGGGUUUUAGUGAUUGAUCCAAUGGAGGGUGCGAUUGAGGUUGAUUGGAGGGAUUUCUUCCCAUAUUUGAGAUGGAUUCCCAACAAGAGUGUGGAGAAUAAAAUAAGGAAGAUGGAUUUUCAAAGGCAAAUGACAAUGAGGAGCCUAAUUGAAGAGCAGAAGAAAAGAAUUGCAGCAGGGGAGGAAACGAAUUGCUAUGCUGAUUUCUUGUUAUCUGAAGCGAAAACACUUACAGAGGAUCAGAUAUCCAUGUUGCUUUGGGAGACAAUCAUUGAAACCUCAGACACAACUCUAGUUGUAACAGAAUGGGCUAUGUAUGAACUUGCAAAAGAUCCAAAACGACAGGAUUUUCUAUAUCAGCAUAUACUGAGUGCCUGUGGAUCUUCAAAGCUUACUGAAGAAAACCUGUCACAGCUUCCAUAUCUAACUGCUGUUUUUCAUGAAACUCUUCGGAAGCAUAGUCCAGUCCCAGUCGUCCCAUUGCGAUAUGCACAUGAAGAUACCCAGUUAGGCGGGUUCUUUGUUCCUGCAGGGAGUGAGAUUGCCGUGAACAUUUACGCAUGCAACAUGGACAAGGAUCAUUGGGAAAGCCCUGAGGAAUGGAAGCCAGAGAGGUUUCUAGAUGAGAAGUAUGAUCCAAUGGAUCUGCAUAAAACCAUGGCCUUUGGAGGAGGGAAGAGGGUGUGUGCAGGUGCUCUCAAGGCAAUGCUGAUAGCUUGCACAACCAUUGGAAGGAUGGCUCAAGAGUUUGAAUGGAAGCUAAGGGAAGGAGAAGAGGACAAGGUGGACACUCUUGGCCUCACCGCUCGCAAGCUCCAGCCAUUGCACGUAGUUGUAAAGCCGAGAAUCAACUGAUGAAACUUCCUCCUCUCCUUGGACCCUAGAAUCUAGAAUAAGCAACUAUUCUGAGACUCUUUGGACACUCUUAGCCUCUUGUUGAAGAGAAAUUAGUGUGUUUUAGAGCAGUUUAGAACUAUAACUAUCGUUUCAUAAUAGAAUGUGUGCACAGAUCGAAUUUUAGCUCAUAAUAAGUUCGAAUUUCAGCUCAAAGAUACUUGAGGUGAUGUGUUUU